AAACUCAGAGAAUCAUAAAAACCUGCGGGCCCUGAGACACCCUGCAAAGAUGGAGGUCGCUGGAAGGCUUUUCCUUUGGACUGUUUUAGCUGCCUCCUGUGGGGCACAGCUAAAUUCGACGGUGGCUGAAGGCAGAUCAAAAUGCACAGCCAGUGUGGGAGGGGCCAAUCUGGGAGAGACCCACAAAGCCCUGAUCCUACAACCCAAUGCUGAUGAGAACUGCACCUGGACCAUAGAGAGACCUGAAAACAGGAGCAUCAGGAUCAUCUUCUCCCACAUCCAGUUAGAUCCAGACGGAAGUUGUGAAAGUGAAAACAUUGAAGUGUUUGAUGGGAGCUCCACCGAUGGGCCUCUCCUAGGGAAGGCCUGCAGUAAAAAUGACUUCGUGCCUGUAUUUGAAUCAUCAUCCAAUUCACUGACAUUUCAGAUACUCACUGACUGGACAACGAUCCAAAGAAGUGUCUUUAUCUUCUACUAUUUCUUUUCCCCUGGAACCUUGGUUCCAAACUGUGGUGGUUACCUGCAAGCUUUGGAAGGGUCCUUCAGCAGUCCCAAUUAUCCAAAGCCACACCCGGAGCUGGCAUACUGUGUAUGGCACAUACAAGUGGAGAAAGGCUAUAAGAUAGAGUUGAAAUUUAAAGAGCUCUUCCUAGAAAUGGAUGAACACUGCAGAUUUGAUUUCAUUGCACUCUACGAUGGCCCCUCCACCACAUCCGGCCUGCUCAAACAGCUCUGCGGCCGCGGGCAACCUACCUUCGAAUCUUCCUCAGAUUCCAUGACUGUCGUGCUGUCUACCGAUUAUGCCAAUUCCUACAGAGGCUUUUCUGCUUCCUAUACUUCAGUUUACAUAGAAGAUGUCAACACUACAUCCUUAAGUUGUGCUUCUGACAAGAUGAGAGUCAUCAUAAGCAAAUCAUUCCUACAGUCACUUAACUACAAUGAGAACAACUUGCAACUAAAUGACCCAACUUGCAGACCGAGUGUAUCAAAUGUCAUAGAAUUCUCUAUCCCUCUGCACGAAUGUGGUACAAUCAAAAAGAUAGAGGACCACACAAUCACUUAUACCAACAAAAUCAGCUUCACCAAGGCUCCCAUGUCUGCUCUGAUCACCCGACAGAAGCACCUCCAGAUAGUGGUGACGUGUGAGAUGGAAUAUAAUUCUACCGUGGAGAUUCUGUACAUAACUGAAGACGACAUCAUACAAAACGAAAGCGCCCUGGGCAAAUACAAUACCAGCAUGGCUCUUUAUGACUCCAGCGCCUUUGAAAACCGUUUACAGGACUCACCAUAUUACGUGGAUUUGAACCAAACUCUUUUUGUUCAAGUCACUUUGCACACCUUAGAUCCGAACCUGGUGGUGUUUUUGGAUACUUGCCAAGCCUCUCCCACACCUGACUUUGCCUCUCCAACCUAUGACUUAAUCAGCAGCGGGUGUAGUCGAGAUGAGACUUGUGAAGUGUACCCCUUAUUUGGACACUAUGGAAGAUUCCAGUUUAACGCCUUUAAAUUCUUGAGACAUAUGAACUCUGUGUAUCUCAAGUGUAAGAUUUUGAUCUGUGAUACCGAUGACCCCACGUCUCGCUGCAAUCAAGGCUGUGUCUCAAGAAGGAAACGAGAUAUUUCGCCAUAUAAGUGGAAGACUGAGUCUGUCAUAGGACCAAUUCGCCUGAAGAGGGACAGAAGUGCGAGUGGAAACACAGGACUUCUGCCUCAAACACAUGAAGCAGAAAUUUCCAACCAGCCUCUCAGCCAUCUGCGCCUGUUCUCCUUCAUGGUUCUUGUUCUGAAUGUGCUGGUUGUAGCUGUAGCCGCAGUGAAGUAUUUUGUAAAUCAAAGGAUGGAUCACAGAUACCAGAAGCUGCAGGUCUACUAGCUGUGGACCGGAAGAAGACCCCUUGUCUUCUGUGGGGUGCCUGAGGAAACAGUUUUCUGUACCUACAAGGGUUAGGAAUAAACCAGGAAGAUCUGACAAGGCAACAUGCACACAUUCAUGUUCAUAUCACAGUGACCGUGUGUUUCAUUAUGGGAUGGAUGAAAUGAAUAAAUAUGUCUGGUCACCUUU
Molecule: messenger RNA, 2062 nt
Organism: Psammomys obesus (fat sand rat)
Lineage: Eukaryota; Metazoa; Chordata; Mammalia; Rodentia; Muridae
Gene: Cuzd1
Product: CUB and zona pellucida like domains 1
Exons: 9
Coding region: 50-1873 (607 amino acids)
Cellular component (GO): cell surface
Source: RefSeq, a predicted model, not a curated record